UAAAACAAUGUGUGAAUAUAUAGUUUGUGCCAAAACUUAUUUGUUGUCACUAUUGUUGACACUAUCUCUUGUGUCCAAUGUUUGGGCUCAAGAAUAUUGCUAUACAUCUGGAGGUGUUUUCGGUAUAAUAGCCAUCAGUGUCUUCUGUACACUCUUCGUCAUUACUCUUGUAUUUGCUAUCAUUUGGAUUUUAUGGAUUAAAAAUCGGAUAAAAUUGGAUUUCAUAUUAAAAGCAAUGCAAAGACAAACAAAUAAAAUGACAAAAAAAGAUUUGGAGUCCAAUAAUAAAGAGGAUUACGCUUUUGACAAUCCAUACUUUGAUGAUCACGAAAGUGGACAUCAAAAGAGACAACAACAGGACCUACAAAAUGGACACAAACCAACUAAUAUAAUGAUGAUGACAGGAAAAUCUAAUGGAGGAAAUUCAAUAGAUUAUGGCAAUGAUAUAAAUGAUUCACAGAUAAAAUCGUGUGAAAAACAGAAAAGUCGUCAUUUAAUUAAUAGUCCGUUUGUGAAAAGUCUUCCGCUUUCGGCUGUCUUUCAUAACAUGAAUAUCUUGAAUAAGAAGUACAAACAGACAGAUAAUCACUCAAUGGAUGAUAAUUAUGUACAUAAGACAACAGAACGAAACGAUGUUGAGCUAACUGGUCGUGAUUUUACGGGAUUGGGAUUUAAUUUGUACGGAAAUAUGAGAGACGGUAUCUUUGUUAAGGAUGUGCUCAGCAGAGGACCAGCUAAUGAAUCGGGAAAAGUUAAAACAGGAGAUCGCAUAAUAAGCGUUACCGUAUCGUUUGAAUCAAUGGUUUUCGAUGACGCGGUCGCCAUACUUAGCUAUGCCUCACCGUAUAAUGUGAAGAUAACACUGGAAAAGGGUGACCACAACAACCUGUCCAUUGAUAAGUUGGGCCAUACGUUGAAUGUCAGUAAAAAUAUUACUGUAAAUACUCGCCAAACAUUAUUGCAUCCCAUCUACCGAAGCCAUUCUGUAGAUGACUUGACCCAAAUAAUCAAAGAUAUAUCACUGUCCGAAAAAAGUACAAAUUCUGAUGGAAAAAAUAUGAUACAAAAAAUUAAAACACAAAUUUUAAAUAAAAUUAAUGCCAAACACUUACCGAUUACUACUUCCAGUAUAACAAUACAGGAAAAUCCGGAAUAUAAGUUAAAUAAUAAAAUGUUGGCCAACGAUAAUAGUUUGGCAAAUGUGUCGACAAUGGACACCAUUGACAACAGUAUCGAUGAUAUCAAUAUAGAAAUAAUAUCUAAUAUUGAUAAUCAAACAAAUAUCAAAGUAAUUGAUGAAUUGUUUAAUGAAAGUCAAGAUAAUUUACAUAAGCCUGUGGUAAUACCUGUGGCGGCCAAACGUAAAAACAAAGCCCCACAACCUCCCAGUGAACUUACAACCACUUCAACAACAACAACAACAACUGAUCCCACAAAUUCUCGAUUCAUUAAUAAUCAACCAAAUGUCGAGACCAUCGAAACUACAGCUCUGGUUCAUAAUGUAGAAAGUUUGAGUCAAACAAAACUUCAAGACAUCUCGAGUACUGAUAGUUUAAAUGAAUUAACUCAGUCUACAACCUAUACAAUAGUUAAUGUUAUCAACAAUGAUGAAGACAAUGAUGAAGACAAUGAUGAAAAAAAUGAUGAAACUAAUGGUCAGAGUUGUCACAAUGCAAAUGUUUUCGAAGAAGUCACUUCAGUGCCAUCAGAUGUAGUGCCCGCUAAAGGCCAGAGUCCACAAACUAAACUGAAAUCUUCAUCAAUGAGUGAUCUAACGAAUCGCUGCCAUCAUAUGAAGUCAGUGCUGUUAGAGAGAGCUGUUUCUCUCGACAUGAAUGGUCAAAGUCUUCCCGAAGAAAACUUAUCAAACAUUCACACACACAAUGUGUUUGAAUUAAAUGAUGAAAAUGUAGACUCAAUGCCAAUCAUGAAUUGGUCGCUAAAUAAACAGAUGACCGAAGUUGAUAUCAAUUCGUCGGACAGUACUUUAGAUGAUAUUAACAAUAGUUUAGUUAAUACAACAACAGAUUUAAGUCAAAAUGUGAUUACCAAUGGUUUAGACGAUACAAUAAGUUUUACCAUUAGUUUAGAUAAUGAUGGGACUAAUAAAUAUGAAUUGCCUGAUGAAGUUGUCGUCACUUCAUUACCAAUCGUCACAUCGACACCUAUGAAGUCAAAUGUUGUCACAAUUGAUCAAUCAGAUGAUGAUCAUCCAAGUCCUGGAAUAAUGUCUAUUCAAGAGACAAAUGAUGACAAUUCAGAUAAGACAGUAAUUAUAAUUAAUGAUAAUAAAAAUAUUAGUCACAUUGAUGUAGAGGCUGAUGAUAAUCAAUCAUUGAUUCAAUUGAUUAAAACAAAUGACGACAAUAAGACAGCCACUACUACUGUUGCCGCCACUGAUGUGAUUGAAAAACAAAUCCAUCCAAAUAAUAGCAAUAAUAAUAAUCACAAUAAUAAUAACAAUAAUAGCAAGAAAUCGGCUGUUUAUCAAAUAAAAAAGUCGGAUCUAAUGGGACUCACAAAUGAUUCACUUGAUUUCGAAUCGUGGAGUUAUUUAAGCGAAGAUGAAAACAACUCGACAACGACACCGACUACUGCUGAAGAAGAGGAAGAACCUACUCUUUAUAAGACAGCAUUGGAUGUCAAUCUGACGACAUGUUCGGAAGAUAUGGAAGCAGACAUUGUUGUCAACAACACUAACAAACCGCCCGAAGUCGCGGCCGUCCAGUUGAAGAACGGCCAAAACGAACAACCGGUGAAUACUGUAAUUAUAUCGACAAAGGUUUCAUUGGAUCCGUCCAUUGAUUCUUCAUUAUCUUUGUCGACCACAAAAUAA
Oppia nitens is the source of this 2836-nucleotide messenger RNA. RefSeq lists its product as uncharacterized. NCBI's taxonomy places the organism in Eukaryota, Metazoa, Arthropoda, Arachnida, Sarcoptiformes, Oppiidae. The record is from RefSeq and is a predicted model, not a curated record. The coding region runs from base 8 to 2836 and encodes 942 amino acids. The transcript is spliced from 7 exons. Gene Ontology annotation, cellular component: nucleus; cytoplasm. Gene Ontology annotation, molecular function: protein binding. Gene Ontology annotation, biological process: regulation of RNA splicing.